Cajanus cajan (pigeon pea) is the source of this 2688-nucleotide messenger RNA. RefSeq names its product protein EARLY FLOWERING 3. Lineage: Eukaryota; Viridiplantae; Streptophyta; Magnoliopsida; Fabales; Fabaceae. Gene Ontology annotation, biological process: regulation of photoperiodism, flowering. The record is from RefSeq and is a predicted model, not a curated record.
AGUGUGGAGAGAUAUUGCAGUGGGGUCCACAAGAACGCACUUUUUCCUCUUCUCUUCCCUCGGAGCCCUGUCUGAGUCUCAGAGAAUCCCUAACUCCGCUGUUCCGUUUCCCGUACUUUUCCUUCCUCUCUUCGUUCGUUGCCAAUCUUUUUCUUCACGUCAACUUCUUCUUCUUCUUCUUCUUCUUCUUCUUCACUUUCUUCAUCUGGGUUCCCACUAGAUUUUGCUCCCAGAUUCGAUUCAGAUCAUGCCUUCUCUUCUCUCUCUACUCGCAAAUUAAGAUAACAAACAAAUUGGGAUUAGGAUGAAGAGAGGGAGCGAGGAUGAUAAGGUGGUGGGGCCCAUGUUCCCAAGGCUUCAUGUAAACGAUGCAGAGAAAGGAGGGCCAAGAGCACCGCCAAGGAAUAAGAUGGCCCUCUAUGAACAGUUCAGUAUCCCCUCUCAAAGGUUCAAUCCACGCCUUCUGCCUCUUAAUCCAAAUCCUUCUUCUAACAAAGUUUCUUCAUCAACUCCCUCAACCCAGGGGAAUGGCCACGAGAGAAGUCAUGUCUAUCCAGUUUGUUUGCCUUCACAAACACCUUCUCAUCGAGCUGAAAGUUAUAUUUCUCGCCAAUCUGAUGGGGCAAGGUCGAACACUUCAUCAGUGCAACUUGAACAGAGAAAAAAUGUAGAUGAAGAUGACAUUCAUGCAUACAUUCGUUCAAGGGUUGGUCAACCUAGUGAUAAAACACUGGAGAGUUACAAGGGGAAAAAAUUCACUACUUUGGGUUCUAGGAAUGUUUGUUUUUCAGUUGCAGUGCAAAAUGAUGGUGACAAGGAUCUAACACAAUUUGGCUGCGUUCCUGUUGAUAUGAGAAAAGAUGUGAGGAGUGGGAAUGAGGUGCAUCCACAAGUAAGCUCAAGUAGACAGCAACGAAAAAUUACUGUCAGAAACAAAUCCAGUGGAGAAAUUAUUUACAGUCCAGUGAUGCAAGUCAAGGUGAUUCCAAAUCAAGAGGAUCAAGAUUAUUCUGUGCCAAAUAUAAGCAGGUUACAUCAGGAUAAUGCUCCCCCACAGCAAAAGUGUGUGGCUGGGUCUCAAUCCAAUGACAUUGAACAUUGUGAUGUUCUCCUUAACUCUACAAGGGAAAGGGAUGUGGAUAAUGGAAAUGCCCUUGUACCAAAAGGUUGUUUUCAUUCUGCAGUGAACCAAACCCGUCUACUUGAGGCUACCAUCGACGCUGAAUAUCAUGAUGCUGGGACUGGAGGCCCAAUACAGAAGGGAAAUUUUGAUGAAAGUGGUGACGUUUCCAAGAUCUCCACUGUAACAAAUUUAUCAAGUCUGAUAGUUUCCCCUGAUGAUGUUGUAGGGAUAAUAGGUCAAAAGCAUUUCUGGAAAGCAAGACGACAAAUUGCCAAUCAACAGAGAGUGUUUGCAGUCCAAGUGUUUGAACUGCACAGACUGAUUAAGGUCCAACAGUUGAUUGCUGCAUCACCAGAUGUUUUGCUAGAAGAUGGUGCUUUUGUUGAGAAUUUUCCUGUGCCAGGAUCUACUCCUAAAAAUCUGUCAUUGGAAGUGAUUGUUGAACCCCAGCAACAAAAUCAUAAGAGGAAAAACGAUUCUGAAAAGCCUAACCAUAAAACAGAAUGUUCUGCUGAGAAUGCAGUUAGUAGAAAAACGUCUUUUUCAUCCCCGAAAAAUGGUAGCCACCUUACAAAUCACACCCCCUUUUCAGGAACUCCACACCAGGCAAAUGUAACUUCUGAUAAUAGAACAAGUCCCUGGUGUUUCAAUCAGUCACCUGGACAUCAGUGGUUAAUUCCUAUCAUGUCACCUUCUGAAGGGCUUGUGUACAAGCCGUAUCCCGGCCCAGAAUUUACAGGUACAAUGCAUGGAGGAUGUAGCGUGCCAUUCGGGCAAGCACCUAUUGGCACUACUUUCAUGAAUCCUGCCUAUCAAUUCCCAGCUUCUCAUCAGGUAGUUGGGGUUUCACCGUUCGUGCCUCCGGCCAGUCACGCCUACUUCCCUCCCUAUGGCAUGCCAGUAAUGAAUCAAGCAGCAUCAGGGUCAGCUGUUGAACCGGUGAACCAAUUUGCUGCACAAGGUUCUCACGGUCAAAAUGGUCAUUCAUCAGUAGAGGGAGCCAAUUUCAACACACAUCCUAACCAAAGCUCAUCCAACUUGCCAGUUCAGAGGAAUGGAGCUACUUUACAUGUCAAGAAAUCUCAGGCAUCUAAGGAGAGACAAUUACAAGGGAGCACAACAAGUAGUCCUAGUGAAAUGGCACAGGGAAUCAGUGCAGGGAAAAUUGCUGAAGGAAGUGAUGCACAAUCUCUUCCUCUUCCCUCUGUUGCAACCAGACAGCAAACCCAAGUCAUCAAAGUUGUACCACAUAACCGGAAAUCUGCGACGGAAUCAGCAGCUAGGAUUUUUCAAUCCAUUCAAGAGGAGAGAAAACAACAUGUCUAGUUCUGUUUAUGGACAUGGAGCUGAGGUUGUACAGUUCGUCAAGUGACUGAAGUCCUGUACUGUGUUGUUGUUUCACAACAUGUAUCUUGCUAUUUUAUUCCACUUUUCGUUUUGGUUUUUGUUCUUACAGCAUAUUCGUAUGUAGAUAUUGUUAUAAUUAUAUGGAAUGCUAAAAUUGGUCAAAUGUAAUAUUAGUUGAUGGUAUCUCCGUGAAUAGAGUGACAUUUUCAUUUUGCUCA